UUCGUGAUCACGUCCCAUGGUCUGAAAUACGCAAACUCAUUGGGUCCUUAAAAAAAAGGAAAAUUUCCGGCUCUAUAACUUUCAUUUCAAUUAUCUUGCUGCUCUCAAAGUGGCAUUUACAGGCGUGGCGUCGUUUAAAAUAAUUUAAAGCAAGAGAGUGACCCGGCUGACCUCCACAAUCCCUCUAACCAUGUCUAACCUCAGCAGCAUGUCGGACCAGGAGCUCACCUCCCUGUUGGACCAGUAUAAUAUCAAACACGGUCCUGUCGUUGGAACUACUCGGAAACUGUAUGAAAAGAAGCUUCUUGACAUUAUGAGCAAAGAGAAAAAGCAGGGCAAUGUGAAGAAGCCAUCGUCAGACAAGACCUAUUACAGGGAGGAAGAGACAGAAACCUUCUUCCCGCAUCCAGUUCAUCACACCGCUCCGAUCCACUAUGAAGAUUUUUCCGAUGGAGAGAAUCGCUACUCCAACGAACAGACAAAGUACAGCUCUGUGACCAGCACAAAAACGCCAGCCCUCUCCGGAUCGCCCUGGAAGAGAGAGGAAUUUGGAGAUUCAUCCAGGCAGAUCUACAGCACAGAGGCCACGUACCGAAACAUGUCGCAGUCUAACCCGUCCCCCCUGACAUCCUCCACCGCGUCAGCGUCCAGGUCCGCCCAGGAAAAGGCUCCCCAGGGAACGCGCUACAUCCCACUGUGGUUCCAGUUCCUGGUUUUCUUGAUGUUUGCUGGAUUUCUCUAUUACAUUUUCACUAGCAUGGAAACUCCGCCCAAAAAACACUUUGAGAUUAAAAACUAAGCUCGGCCAGACCUCCUAGGUGCACUAUUCGGAGUCCUCCAUGUUGCGCCGCAGGUUUUAAAGUCUCCUAGUCUCAUGCACCACACAGACUCUUUUUUUUUUUUUGGUUCCACGGUUUCAUUGUUUAGCACAGAAAGCAGGGGGGGAGGAGGGGCGGGGGGGGCAUUUAUUUUUUCUGGACCGCUGGUUUUAUCAAUUGAUUGAUUAAUCACACCUGUUCUGCUUGUGACAUGAAAUUGUAUUACAAAGGCAAUUCCAAAUAAAACAAAGUAUUACCUAUUUACAGCAAACGUUUCAUAAUGCCAGCUAAUGUUUAAUAUAGAUAUAUUCACUUACGUGUCAUUUACAAAAUAUUUGCUUGCAUCUAUCUGAGAUUAAUCGAUCUAUUUUCUGAAGCCCACAGGUGUGAUUAAUCUUCUGUGUAAAGCGUACCUUUCAGAUUUUAAAAAAGGAUAAAAAUGUGUUAAAAAUAAAGACGGGCAGUGCUAUAGUACUUAUAAAAGGAUUGAAUUAGCAUGAAACAAACGUCACAGUUGUGUGUUCUGUAUCGGGGCUAAUCGUCUGUGUUUAUUAAUGUCUUUGAAUGUAAAACCUGGGCUGGAUGAGUCCCUGUAACAGGAGCUGACAUUAGCAAAAGAAUUGCCGUUACAGUUCAAAUCUCUUUUUUUUUUUUUUAUUUAUAUUUUUUUGUAGCACCUAGGGGUUUCAUGUUAGAUCGGAUCCUUUUUGGUUUGACAGGCGACAGUUUGAAAAUGCUGAAUCAUAUUAAAAAUAAUAAAUUAAUAAAUUGUUGCAAAAAAAAAAAAAAAUCUAUACACAUAAGAUAAAGAAAAACGCUUUCCUGUUCCAUGAAUUGAAUGACGAAUGUGUUCUGUAACAAUAUAUUUUAGGAUUUUAAAGAGCUGAAUUAAAUAUGCUUUACAAUGCUUCCCUGUCCUUUACCAGACCUCUCUGUGCUUUACAAUGCUUCCCUAUCCUUUACCAGACCUCUCUGUGCUUUACAAUGCUUCCCUAUGCUUUACCAGACCACUCUGUGCUUUACAAUGCAUCCCUAUGCUUUACCAGACCUCUCUGUGCUUUACAAUGCUUCCCUAUCCUUUACCAGACCUCUCUGUGCUUUACAAUGCUUCCCUAUGCUUUACCAGACCUCUCUAUGCUUUACAAUGCUUCCCUAUGCUUUACCAGACCUCUCUGUGCUUUACAAUGCUUCCCUAUGCUUUACCACACCUCUCUGUGCUUUACAAUGCUUCCCUAUGCUUUACCAGACCUCUCUGUGCUUUGCAAUGCUUCCCUAUGCUUUACCAGACCUCUCUGUGCUUUACAAUGCUUCCCUAUGCUUUACCACACCUCUCUGUGCUUUACAAUGCUUCCCCUUGCCUCUCUGUGCUGUAUUUAGCAUCGUUAUGCUUUUACUGUGGGUAAACUUUUAUAUAAUCUGCUUUAUUACAAGUGUGAAGAAUUAUAUUUUCUUAACCAAAAUUGAGAACUGUAGAAUAUUUUUGGGGGAUAGUAAUCUUAGCAAAAAUAUGCUUUUUUAAAACAUUUUAUUUCUAUAUUUUUGUAAUCAUCUGGGACGUCUUCAUUUAUAAACUUGAGCGAAAUAAUAAACAAAAUUGUCACGUUAGCAAUAAUUGUUUUGUUUUGGUUUUUUUUCCAAAUGCAUUGUCUGUUUAAAUAAAAGGUAAAAUAUU
Molecule: messenger RNA, 2490 nt
Organism: Acipenser ruthenus (sterlet)
Lineage: Eukaryota; Metazoa; Chordata; Actinopteri; Acipenseriformes; Acipenseridae
Product: emerin
Exons: 7
Coding region: 191-799 (202 amino acids)
Cellular component (GO): nuclear envelope
Source: RefSeq, a predicted model, not a curated record